This is a messenger RNA of Dibothriocephalus latus, 885 nucleotides long. The record is from the annotation of a GenBank genome assembly. Lineage: Eukaryota; Metazoa; Platyhelminthes; Cestoda; Diphyllobothriidea; Diphyllobothriidae.
AUGAUUUAUUGGCCCGGCAGUGAUGCACGCUAUAACGAUACAAUGCAAUACGUCUCGUUUGGGCUCUACAGUGGUCACCCCACCCUACGCUUCAGAGUGGACAGAAUAAUGGAAUGGAUAACCCAACCGGACGUUAACUUCUGCAUGCUCUACUUCAAUCAGCCAGACUCAGCUGGUCACAAAUAUGAACCAGAUUCCAAGGAGGUCCUCGAUGCAAUCGAGCUAACAAAUGACGGUAUUGCCUACCUACUGCAGAGAAUCGAACAAGCAGACUUUCAGGGCGAAAAGCCCAACGUAAUUGUAACAAGUGACCAUGGAAUGAAUGCUGUUAGUUACAAGAGGGUCGUCAACGUUACAACUAUUGAAGAGAUCUACCAAAGACUUAAAGGCAAACUUCCACAUGCUACGGUUUACAAGAAAGAAGAAAUUCCAGAGUCUUACCACUACAAAAACAAUCCCCGCAUAGCUCCAAUCGUUGUCAUCGCUGAUUUGGGCUGGAUGAUUCAAACCGACCCAGCCAACCCAUACGAAGAAACAUUGAACGGAAUGCACGGAUACAACCACUCGGAAUCUGACAUGCAUCCCUUUAUCGUCGCCGCGGGCCCCGACAUAAGACAGAUUGGCCUAGUGGAAAGGUUUUAUCAAGUUGACGUCUAUCCACUUGUCUGCCUGCUACUGGGACUUAACAAACCCAAUAAAAUAGACGGGGACGUGCAUCGGGUUGCACUCUUCUUUAAACAGCCGCCUCCGCAGGCUGAUCUUGAUGAAAUUGCACUAUAUGCUCAAGGAAUAAAGGAUUGGAACGCUACUAGCAUGGCAACUAGGGGGAAUGCGAUGACGCCUCUUUGCUUGGCUCUUCUCGCCCUCCUUCACCACAUUUCUUAA